This is a messenger RNA of Eruca vesicaria subsp. sativa (arugula), 1444 nucleotides long. The record is from the annotation of a GenBank genome assembly. NCBI's taxonomy places the organism in Eukaryota, Viridiplantae, Streptophyta, Magnoliopsida, Brassicales, Brassicaceae.
AAAGCCGUCCCUUCCGCUUCACACGAGCCGCACGCGUGCUUCGCUUUGUCUCCUUCCCCGUCUCAAGCCGAUUCUGUCUAGGGCUUCGUCUUCUCAACCCCCUUUCUCUCUCUCUCGAAGGGUGAUUCUGAACCCCCCCCCCUUGAUCGGAGACAGUAUAUCGGAAACAGAAAACUCUUAUCUCAUACGGUGUUUUCCUAGUCGAGGGUUAUCUUUUGAUGGAAGAUAGUGUGGUGGAUGACGUCAUAAAGAGGUUGUUAGGGGCGAAAAACGGGAAGACGACGAAGCAGGUUCAGUUUACGGAGGCUGAGAUUAGACACCUCUGUUCCACGGCUAAAGAGAUCUUUCUCAGUCAACCUAAUCUCCUCGAACUCGAGGCUCCUAUCAAGAUUUGUGGAGAUACACAUGGACAGUUCUCAGACCUCUUGAGGUUAUUUGAGUACGGUGGCUACCCACCUGCUGCAAACUAUUUGUUCCUUGGUGACUAUGUAGACCGUGGUAAGCAGAGUGUUGAGACAAUAUGCCUCCUUCUCGCCUACAAGAUCAAGUACAAAGAGAAUUUCUUUCUCCUCCGUGGGAACCAUGAGUGUGCUUCUAUAAACCGUAUCUAUGGAUUCUAUGACGAGUGCAAGAAGAGAUAUAGCGUUAAAGUGUGGAAGAUAUUUACUGACUGUUUUAAUUGUCUCCCUGUUGCUGCUCUCAUCGAUGAGAAGAUCCUCUGUAUGCACGGUGGGUUAUCCCCUGAGUUGAAGCAUUUGGAUGAGAUCAGGAACAUUGCUCGUCCUGUUGAUAUUCCUGAUCAUGGACUGCUGUGUGAUUUGUUGUGGUCUGAUCCUGAUAAGGACAUUGAAGGGUGGGGAGAGAAUGACAGGGGAGUUUCGUACACCUUUGGUGUUGAUACGGUCGAGGAGUUUCUUCAAAAGCAUGAUCUGGACCUAAUCUGCAGAGCUCACCAGGUUGUGGAAGACGGGUAUGAGUUCUUUGCAAAUAGGCAGCUUGUUACAAUUUUCUCGGCACCAAACUACUGUGGAGAGUUUGACAACGCAGGUGCGAUGAUGAGUGUGGAUGAUUCCUUGACGUGCUCUUUUCAAAUCCUUAAAGCAUCUGAGAAGAAAGGAAAUUUUGGAUUUGGCAAGAAUGGAAGACGAGGAACACCACCUCGCAAGGGUGGUGGAAAAGGCUGAAUACAAGAUCAUGCUUUCUUGGCUCAAGACAAUAGCUUGAGCUGAUGUUAUAUCAUCAGACUGUAUCCUUCUUCUUCUCUGGAUCACUUUUGGCAAGGGGUAUUCCUGUAUUUUCCCUUCACUUUUCCUCAAGGAGUGAAUAUGAAACACCUGACCAUAUAAAUCUUGUAUCUCUGAGCUAUGUGAAUCCUAGUUAUGAUGCGUGAGAUACACUUUGUGCUGUUUUUUUUUUGUUAAUGCAUUUAAUGAAAACUCGGAUG